AUGUUCUCCUGCAAAACCUGCGAAAAAGUGUUCGAUUCCAAAGCGAAACUGCGAUUCCACUCGGCCAGUCACUCUGACAUGAAGUUGUAUUACUGCAAGGUAACGUCAAGUACAUAUUCCGUUCCAAUACUUACAACUUUUUAGACUUGUGACAAAACCAUGAACUCCUCCCAAACUUUCUCGAUACAUCAGAAGAGGCACAGAGAAGAGCCAUCGCCGGAAUACGUAUGUAAAUUGUGCGACGCCGAGUUCCAGGACAAGAGUGAGCUGCGGAUGCAUAGAAAGGUCCACACAAGGCCCGAUUACUAUUGUGUGGUUGGUUAGAAAUCAUUUAAAAGGCAUAGAAAAAGAGUUUAGAUGUGCGAUACGAGUUUUCGAAGUGCCCGUUUACUCUACGAUCACUCGAAUGUGCCUGGAUGUCGUGUAAAGAUGAGGUGCAAGGUGUGCGGAAUGUCUACAACUAAUGCGAGUUGUCUAGAGGUCCAUAGUGCCCUAGAAACAUGAAAAUGAACUCUAAACUUUUAGGAGCACAGUCAAAAGCAUGUUGUAAAGGAGCAAUUAGACAAAGAAUAUGUCGUCUUGACGGAUUCACCCCAUCUGUCUUGGUUCCAACAACAACUAUCAUCAAUUCCUAUAGAUGAACCUAACUCUGAAGCCCCUCAACUUCUUCCUCCUCUCAACCAGCCAGCAUCAUUUGAAAUUCCCCAUUUGUCCCCUGACUUUCACCUUCCGUCAGUUCCUUUUGUUCCCCAACUCAAUCUGAUGCCACCGCCACCUCUGAACUAUACCACUUUGAGUGUUCUCCCACAACUUCCACUUACUAUCACACAACCUUUCAUCCAUCCCAAUCUCAUUUCUGUUCCCCCGAAUUUGUUGUUACCUCAACAGCAUUUCCUUCAAAACCCCAGAGGACCGCCAUUCGGAUAGCCGAUAUUCUCAAGUUUUGUUUCACAAUCAGUUCUGGACAGUGUUGCCCAUUUAUUGACCUGUUUUCUUGUCUGCAAAGUAUUGUAACUUGAUGAAAAUAGUUGGAACUAAGUCAAAAUGAAAUUUCAAAUCGAAAUCAUGACUUGUCUACUCGAUGUUGUAGUCUGGAAUGAUACUAAUGUGAGGAGAAUAACCAGAGAGCUCCAGUACUAAUGGCUAUUCCACGAUGACACCUAUUAUGAAAUGUUCAUUGAAAAUGAUUUGGAAAUGACCACCACACAGUUAUUUGUCGGAAACGGACUGUGAGUUGCUCGUUUCCGCCCGAUUUAGUCAGAAGUCGUCUCACAUCAGAUGAAAGUAUUGGAUCGAACAGUCUUCCGAUCACUGUCUCCACUGCGGUGUUCUCCUUUCUCAAAACAAAAGAGAGAGGAACCGCAGUGAAGGUUCUGUUAAUCAACUUGAUAUUGGUAAACUGAUUAAUAUUGUGAGUUGGUUCCAAAAUGCAGGUCUACACUCGAAACCCAACAUUAGCGUAAUAUCCCCGUAAGUCAUACGCCAUCUGCCGUUCACCUUCCCCCAACCGCGCUAAUCGCACAGAGCAACACUUUCAUUCAGCGAUUUCCACAAAAUGUUCGCACCAGAAGAACAUCGGUGUCCAAUCUGUGACAAACGGCUUUGUUCGAAGGCUCAGCUGUACGGUCACAUGAAUAUCCAUUUGGAUGUGAAACCGCAUCAAUGUGAGGUGAGUUCUACGUUUAAAGCAAUGUAUCUCGGCUGCAGGUGGAGAUAGCCAAAUAUUGUCAACUAACAAAAUGUUCACAAAGAUAUUGUGCACAUUUUAUCAGUUGACAACAUUCUGAUAUCUCUAUAGACAAUUGAGAUACAUUGCUUUGAAUGGACACUAGUGGAUUACCCUUCUUUUUCAGUUUUGCAAACGCACAUUUCGAAAUAGUCAAGGUCUCUGGUCUCACAAAAAGACGCAUACCGAGUACGGGGAAUACAGGUGUGACAAGUGUAAAACGUCGUACCGAAACAAACAGAACCUGACGAAUCACAUGAAAUUACACGCGAAAUCUAUUCGAUGCGAGGUAAAGUUCUGUUUAAGACUGCAAUUCACAGAUACUUUCAGAUCUGCGACAGAAGUUUCAACUCGACCGCAUCGUUACAAUCGCACAGUUUUGCACGUGGCAACACCGACGGAUUCAAGUGCUCGCACUGCAAUGUGUCCGCGAGAACUUUCAAAUGCUUCAAGGAGCACAUGAGAGUGUUCCAUUCGGAUAUUCCACUGAAAUCUGUCGAAUGCCCGGUGUGCAAGAAGACUGUGCAAUCGACGUGGGAGCUCGAGAAGCACAUGAGCAAUCAUAGAGAGAAGAGUGGUGGCGAUGAGGUGAGGCUCGCAUUCAAAACGGUUUAUUUCAGCUGUCGGCGGAGAUAUAAAAAAGUGGCCAACUAAUAAAAUUAUCACUAAGAAACGUUAUACAUUUUAUUAGUUGAACACAUUUUGUUAUCUCCAAAGGUAGCUGAGAUAUGUCUAACUUAUUGCAGAUGGUGUCCUUGUCUGGAAGCUCUUCCAGUGAAAGAGCCGGUUCAGCUGCAGAAGCCACUUAUCAGUCUCUGGAGCCUGUUCCUAGCUCACAGGUGACCUGAACAAGUCCAAGUACACCUCAAAAACACAUUUAACUUUCAGAGUGACGCCUCCAACUUUAACAUCUGGGACACUGCACACUAUCCGUUCUACGAUGAAUUCAGUGAAACUCAAAAUGAAAUGUUCUCGUAUUUAUUGAUCUGAAUGAACUAUGAACUCCACAAUAUCUGCUCUUUCCCCUCCUCUUACCCUUUUACCCCCCUAGGGACUGCCAUCAUCAGCUGAUCACCUCGUGCGGUCCCCUUCUCGUUAGUGUGCGUGAAAGCAGUUUAGUUUACCUUUUCAUCUCAACAACUUCUUCGAAAUGUACAAACUACUAAAGUGCACAGAGUGUCAGGCACUGCUCUAUUCCGAGAACUGUCUGGAAGCUCAUCUGAGGGUCCAUUUUAAAAUUGAACCCUCCGAAUGCGAGGUGUGCUAUCCAUUUUUAAGGACCUUUUUUCAUGAAAAGAAGCUUCAGACGUGUGGGACCGGGUGUAGAAUCAAUGUGCCCAUCAAUGCCCUUCAAAAAGAGCUCACGUGUUGCGAAUGCGGCGAAAUCCUGCACGGUUUGCACUGUUUGAAACCUCAUGUCCUGCUCAGACACACACAAACAAAACAAUAUCAGUGCAUGGUAGGCUCACGCUCUGACACUUUUGAAGGCAAUUUUACAGAUCUGCGAAAAGACGUUCAACAGCCGGAACAGUCUGAAAGCGCACCAGAACCGUUAUGACUUGCUCGUCACUUGCAAGUUUUGUGGCAUCAAUUCGGGCACCUACAGGUGCAUUCAGGUAACUGAAUAUUCACUUAUUUCGAUUUGAUUCGGUUGAAUUCACAGAUACAUAUGCACAAAUUCCAUUUUAAACCUGCUGAAAGACCUGCUGAAAGACAAGAGUCUUUUUUCUUCGAUCAACAGACGGUAAGACAAUACCGCCCAUUCAAUGCAAUGCAUCUCAGUUGCCGGUGAAAAUAUCUCAAAGUUGUUAACUGAUAGAAUGUGCACAAUGUCUUGAUAAACAUUUUAUCAGUCGACAGUGUUUCGAUAUCUCUAAUGGCAAUUGAGAUAUGUUGUCUAGAAUUACCAAUAUUUUGGGUGCCUAAAGUCAAAAUCAGUCUUUUUCAGGUCGAAUCUCAGCAACAAAUAGUUCCAGAAAGUUCUCAGAAAGUGUUCAGCCCACCAGUGACAAGUUAUUCUUCGCCCGAUGAGACUAUAGUCCGAGUGAAAACAUUUAAGGUACUUUUGAGCAAAACCUAACUCGCUAGGGACAAUCAAGGUGUCUUUAGAAUAUCUUUAGGUUAUUGUUGCAUUAUUGAACAUUUCCAGGUGCGCACGUGUGCUCAUUCCUCCCCACACUAUGACAUUUCCGAUUAUUUCUCCACUGAUUGUGAGAAACCUUCAUCAAAACCAGCAUUGGAAGUGGUAGGCGUCUGCAAACAAGGUUCAAAUCAAAAUUUCCAACAUUUCAGAGAACUUUCACGUGCACCGUUGUCUCCAAGCGUGCUCCUGAACAAAUUCGCUGUCCAUCUGGUUGCUCCGAGCCUACGGAUGGCAAAACGUUACCUAAAGUAGGCGUUUGGAAUUGGAUCGUUCUGAAAUGAACUAAUUUCAGGAUAUUCCUCAAAAUCAUGCCAAAACUUUUGUAUCCAACGAAUUGGAGUUGGCUCCAGAGAGCACAAGGAUGCCAUGGGAGUUGUAA
Caenorhabditis sp. 36 PRJEB53466 is the source of this 4248-nucleotide messenger RNA. NCBI's taxonomy places the organism in Eukaryota, Metazoa, Nematoda, Chromadorea, Rhabditida, Rhabditidae. The record is from the annotation of a GenBank genome assembly.